AUGGUCCUGUGCACAGGCCAUGCAACCAUCUUUAAUUUGAGAAUAGACCGCCUUACAGCUUGGAAUCCGUAUACUCACGCAAUGCAACCCGCAACAGAUUGUUUGGAACCAAAGUUACCGCCGGAUGAGAAGAAAAUAAGCAACGAAGUAACCGAGGAUGAGGAGGAACUAUUUAAAUUCUCGCCCGAAAAAGAGGCGUCUUUACUAGAGGAGACAAAUGUACUCAAGUUACGCGCCAAUGAUCUAUUUGCACAGAACGCAUUUACUCAAGCUAUUGAGAUUUACGACCAGGCAGUCUCGAUCUGUCCUAAUUAUCGCCAUUAUGAAGUUUCAGUUUUAAAGAGUAACACUGCAGCCUGUCAUUUAAAAAUCGAAAAGUGGAAAGAAGCGGCAAAAUUAGCGACGGACUCCCUCGAGCGGUUAGAAAAGCUUUUAAAAAUAUCUGGAGGUAGAGAGGAAUCUGCAAGCGAACCUUGUAGUGCUACUAGAGAUGCAGAGCUCACAACUCUAACCCAUGAACCUAAUGUAUUCAGUAUUGAACGGAUGAAAACAAAGACUAUGAUGCGACGAGCGCGCGCAAAUAGCGAAGUCGGUGGCUGGGCAGCAUUACAAAGUGCUCAUGAUGAUUACCAAAAUCUUUCAAAAAUGGCAAAUCUCUCGUCGGCAGACCGUUCCGUGGUCCAGCGGCAAUUAGUGCUACUUCCUCCCCGAAUAAAGGCAGCGCAGACCAAGGAGAUGGGUGAUUUAAUGGGUCAAUUAAAGCAGCUCGGAAACGGUAUUCUCAAACCAUUUGGCCUCUCGACUGACAACUUUAAUGUGAAAAAAGAUGAAAAAACUGGUAGCUACAGCAUGGAUUUCAAACCAGGCUCAUAA
Messenger RNA from Blumeria graminis f. sp. triticale, 873 nucleotides. The record is from the annotation of a GenBank genome assembly. Lineage: Eukaryota; Fungi; Ascomycota; Leotiomycetes; Helotiales; Erysiphaceae.